GAGGCGGGACCUCCGGACUGGCCUUGGCGUCACAAGCGACCAAUCAUCACGACGCGUCGACGCACGAUUAACGUCGUAACCAUAGCGAGUGGCGUGUGCUGCGUCAUUCUGUCUGGGCGAGGUGGAGAGGAGGGCAAAAAGGGGAAAAAAAAAGCCAGGAACGCCGUUCUCCUGGACGCCACUUGGUCUUGUGAGCUCCCAACAACUGAGCAGAGGUUGAACCACACAGCAGCCAUGCAGCCAGCUUCUGCAAAAUGGUAUGACCGAAGAGACUACGUCUUUGUUGAAUUUUGUGUAGAAGACAGUAAGGAUGUUGAAAUAAAUUUUGAAAAAGAGAAGUUUACAUUCAGCUGCCUUGGAGGAGCGGAAAGCGUAAAGCAUUUUAAUGAAGUUAACCUUUAUAAUGCAAUUGACCCAAGUGAUUCCAAACACAAGCGGACAGAUAGAUCUGUCUUGUGCUAUUUAAGAAAAGGAGAAUCUGGUCAAGCAUGGCCACGGUUAACCAAAGAAAAAGCAAAGUUAAACUGGCUCAAAGUGGAUUUCAAUAACUGGAGAGAUUGGGAUGAUGAUCCAGAAGAAGAAGAUUUGUCCAGCUUUGAAAAGUUCUCACAGAUGAUGAACAAUAUGGGAGGAGAUGAUGAUGGAGACAUCCCAGACGUAGAUGGAAUGGAUGAUGAUGGGUCGCAGGACAGCGAUGAUGAGAAAAUGCCAGAUCUAGAGUAAAUGAAUUGGGGGAAAAAGGCUUCAGGGAAUUGGAAGAAAAGCAUUCAUUAAACUGUUAAUUUUUAACAAAACAAUUAUAAGUUGAUAGCUGUUGAGGGCAGUGGUGCAUCUUUCAAUCCACUUUCAACCUGUUUUAAAGGCUUUUCUAGGGGUCGAUGCAUACCAGAGUAUUGGACAAAAUUGCUUACCAGUACAGUACAAUAAUCUGCCAUUAUGUACAGAUACCAAUUUUCCAGGACUUUGCAAAAAAAAAAAUUAAUUUUAAGUUAUUUAUAGUGAUCGGCGUUUGUAUUGACUGAUACUAAACCUUGUAGUUGGAAAUCCCCAUAAACCUAGCACUGAAAUGGCUUCAGUAUCAAUAAAGCCACCUUAGUUAAUUCUGCAGCAGUUAGGAUGCUGAGGUUUUAAGUUUUUUUUUCCCCAAAGUGGCUUCAUCCCUAAUAAUUGGUUAAAACUCUUUAAUGGUAUUGGUUGACCCUUGAGCUUCUACAUCUGUUAGUAUGAAGAGUGAUAAAGCUGUACAUUGUCGCUUGUGGAUCUUAAGUGGCUGUACAUUUAGAUGACCAAGUGUAUUUGCACUGUCUUGAGUAUGAAUGCAAGUUUGAAGAAAAUGUUAAUACACUAUCUUUAGGAUGUAUUUUGUGAAAUCUGCUCAGUACAAGCUGAACCUCAAUUUAUGUCAAAUGCAAUGGAAUUUUUUUUAAGCCUACAAUAUCUUUCUAAUAAACUGUUAACACUUAAA
Molecule: messenger RNA, 1465 nt
Organism: Rhincodon typus (whale shark)
Lineage: Eukaryota; Metazoa; Chordata; Chondrichthyes; Orectolobiformes; Rhincodontidae
Product: prostaglandin E synthase 3
Exons: 8
Coding region: 235-723 (162 amino acids)
Biological process (GO): prostaglandin biosynthetic process; telomere maintenance via telomerase; telomerase holoenzyme complex assembly
Cellular component (GO): cytosol; nucleus
Molecular function (GO): protein-folding chaperone binding; Hsp90 protein binding; prostaglandin-E synthase activity
Source: RefSeq, a predicted model, not a curated record